GUACUAAAUCCAAGGAAAUCUUUUUCUGCAGCUACAACUUUGUCGCGCUGAGCAAUUUAUUUUGCCGCGUUGCAAUUUUACGUAAAAAUUUUGCCUCGGAUCUUUCAAAGAGGUUUCUCGUGAGAGAGAGAGAGAGAGAGAGAGAAAGAGAGAGAUAGAGAGAGGAAAAGAAAAAGAGAGAUCCCGCAAAUAAGUGUUACGUGUAAUUAUAAUCCGGAGAUUUACAGUUAAAUUAGACUCUCAGCCCGGCCGUUCGCGUUACCGUUGUUAUUCCGUUCGAUCGAGCUGCGGAUAAUAAACGGACACGGUUACGGGGAAAUAAACGAACGGCAUAACUAACUGUUAUUGCGAAAGACGUCAAUCUACGUUUCUGCGUGCACGCGCCCGCCCAUGCGUGUGCAUGUGCGCGCGCGCGUGCGCGCUCCACCGGCGAAGUACAAGAGUUUCCCUUUCAUUAUGCGGCGGGACCGAGCGAGCGUGUAAUUCGUCUUGUCAUUUUCCGGUGCUAUUUUCUAACAGCGGCUCUUCUAAACGCGCUCGCGUGUGACACGCGCGAGAUGACCCCCGGACGCACUCUCCGCCGUCGUCGUCGAUUGUCGAUCGUCGAUCACAGAUCAGUGGCGCGAGGCCGCCCAGCUUUUCCAUCUUUCUCGAUAUUACGAUUGCAUCAGUCUCAUUAUUCAAACGCGUCACAUUGUCCAAAACACGUCAAUCUCGCGCGACGACGACGAGGAGACGACGAGCAAAGAGUAAGGAGAAAAUCACGUUGAUGCUCGCGCGAGAGAGGAAGAGGGGAAAGAGAAAAAGAGAAAGAGAGAGAGAGAGAGAGAGUGAGACGUCCGACGUGGACGUAUCGGCACUUCUUUAGCCGCGAAUGACCUCGAUCCCCAAUCCGUCUCUCUCCUUUCACUUCAAAAGUGCUCCGCGAGCUUCCCUUCUCGUGCCAUCGAAGACACGCGCGUGCACAUUUCAUAACGUGACGGUGUCCAGUCCGCCCUAGAACGUCGAUCGACGUGCUGUUCUCCGAGUUGCCCCGGUCCACCUGGAUUUCACUUUCUCACAACACGCGGGAGAAGGCGAGUGUCAUGCGUCUCUGGGACAUAAGCGACCUUUGAACGGGCUGAGAUUUCCCUCUCGACGAUGACGUCGAUCGUGAGGACCGCGAUCAUGUCGCCGCCGCUGCUGCUGCUGCUACUGCUUCUCCGCGACCACGCGACGGCCCUGAUUAUACCGGAAGAGCUGCCGACGAUACUUUCCCUCAUCUACUCGAAUAUACCACCGAUCAAGAAAGGAACCGACUCCAGAGUCGGCGUGGGUUUCCGUCUGGGCGAGCACGCUGAUUUCCAAGUCCUCAUCGAGCUGGGUCCGCAGACUGACACGGGCCCGAUAGGUACCGCCGACUCCAAGAGGAAGAGAGACGCGAUGUUGAGCGCCGCGAUGAGAGGGGAAUUAGGACCGUUAGCGCAAGCGGUGGCCAAAUACCAAAUGGAGCGUAAAAUGCGAGACGAGAUGGAGAAACUCAAGUCGACGGGGGAGGAGUUCGGGAAGAUCCAAGCCGUGAAUAAGACGAACGAUCAAAAUGUCGUUCCCGACAAUUGGCUGGCGAGAUGGCGGCAGGAGAUAUCGCAAUCGCCGGAGGACAAGGUGCCAUUAAGCCCGGUUCAAGAUCAAAACGAUCGAGAGGCCCAACGAAGGAUGGGAAAGCCGCCGGUUAAAUCCGCUGUGGGAGGAAACAAACUGGAGGAACUGACGAAGUUGUACGAACCACGAAACACCAGCAACGCCGGAAACGCGGCGUGAAUGCGGCGUACUGAUGUAAAUAGCAUUCGAGAAUGUUGUAUAAAUAGCGCGUCUUAGUUUCCUUUUUGUUACAUUUAUCACACCGACCUCGCGGCAAUAAAAUCCGCGUGUACAGAUUA
This is a messenger RNA of Dinoponera quadriceps, 1919 nucleotides long. RefSeq lists its product as uncharacterized. NCBI's taxonomy places the organism in Eukaryota, Metazoa, Arthropoda, Insecta, Hymenoptera, Formicidae. The record is from RefSeq and is a predicted model, not a curated record. The transcript has 5 exons. Bases 1141 to 1800 code for a protein of 219 amino acids.